AUGCCUCCAAAGUUCGAUUCAUCUCAGGUGGUCGAUGUCUACAUAUGCGUCAUUGGAGAUAAGGUUGGUGUGGCCAGUUCACUCGCGCCCAAGAUCAGUCUUUUGGGUCUCUCCCCGAAGAAGAUUGGAGAAGACAUGGCUAAAGAAACGACCAAGGACUGGAACGGCACCAUCAAGCUCACCAUUCAACAAACGUAG
Messenger RNA from Prunus armeniaca (apricot), 198 nucleotides. The record is from the annotation of a GenBank genome assembly. NCBI's taxonomy places the organism in Eukaryota, Viridiplantae, Streptophyta, Magnoliopsida, Rosales, Rosaceae.